Molecule: messenger RNA, 1193 nt
Organism: Mytilus californianus (California mussel)
Lineage: Eukaryota; Metazoa; Mollusca; Bivalvia; Mytilida; Mytilidae
Exons: 11
Coding region: 116-1057 (313 amino acids)
Source: RefSeq, a predicted model, not a curated record
CGGUUAAAUGAGACUUCCGGUGCAUAUUGCAAAGCUGUCUGCAAACUACAACUAAGGGUACACAUUUUGAGCUGAAAAAGAAAGCUGAAAAUAGAAUAUCCUCAUAUCAAGAUAAAUGGCACCACCAGAACCCAAAGAAUUCCUGCCAGGAGUACCAGAUUGGAGUACAGUACACGAACCAUCUGGAGAUCUAUUUCAGCCUAUUACAGAUAAAGAUGAUUGGAAUACAUUUAUGUGGACAGAAGAACAAAUCAAUAAAUUUUGGACAGAUGGUGUAGUAACAAAUGUACCACUUCUAUCAGAGGAACAAUGCAAUAGAAUUAUAAAUGAUUAUAAAUAUUUCACUGGUGAAGUAGAGCAUCCUGGGAUGGGAAUGAUGUAUGAGUACCAUUCUAACCAGAGUGGAGAUCCUAACAAUGUCCUCAUACAUUGUCUUGGACAUUGGAGAUUGACAUCAUUAUUUCAUGACUUGCCAUUUCUUCCUCAAGUUGUGGUGCCUGCAUCUCAAUUGUUAUUACCUGAUAAACAAACAGCUGUGAGAUUUUGGCAUGAUCAGUUAUUUGCUAAGCCUGCUAAACAUGGAGGUGUAGUUGCAUGGCACCAAGACUAUUCUUAUUGGAUCAGAACCAGACCAAUGAUGCACCUUACUGUACAUGUUGCACUUGAUGAUCAGUCGGAAGAAAAUGGAGGAAUUUAUUAUAUACCUAAAUCACAUAAGUGGACAAGAGAUGGAGAACCACUGCCAGUAUUAGAUUUUAAUUUUAAGGAUAUGGAGUCUAUAAAGACCAUCUUAACAGAAGAAGAAUUAAGCCAGUUUAAACCAGUAUGUGCCAGAUUAAAGAAAGGAGAAGCUAGUUUCCAUCACCCCUUAACUGUACAUGGAUCCUAUUCAAACAGGAGUGAAAGACCUCGUAGAUCAGCUGUACUUAAUUACUUUGGUGAUGGGGUAUAUUCAGAUUCAAAUGAAGAACUUCUAAAAGGAAGUAUGGUACCAAAGGGGCAGAAAUUGGAGGGACAAUUUUAUCCUGUAGUGUUUGAUCCAGCAUGGAUGAAGUGAGACAUUACAGAGAAAGUAAUAAAAUAAGACAUGUAUGUGAUUGACUGAAUGGGAUGUUUGUAUAAAUAAGUAAUUGUACUUUAUUGUUAAUAAUAACAUCAAGUGAUAAUUGAAUAAAAGAUUUAAAUAUGAAUAA